Cylas formicarius (sweet potato weevil) is the source of this 7919-nucleotide messenger RNA. RefSeq names its product spectrin beta chain (gene beta-Spec). Gene Ontology annotation, biological process: actin cytoskeleton organization; neuron development. Bases 180 to 7295 code for a protein of 2371 amino acids. The transcript has 10 exons. NCBI's taxonomy places the organism in Eukaryota, Metazoa, Arthropoda, Insecta, Coleoptera, Brentidae. Gene Ontology annotation, molecular function: phospholipid binding; actin filament binding; structural constituent of cytoskeleton. The record is from RefSeq and is a predicted model, not a curated record. Gene Ontology annotation, cellular component: spectrin; cell projection; cell junction.
CGCCAGCUAUUACCAAAGCGCAGGCGCGAAGCAAUAGUGCUUGAUUUGGCUGUCAUGAAGGGCGUUUGCAUUUGUGGUUAAUCGUGCAGAGAGCUAGUGCUGUUAAAAAAAAAUUGCCAGUUUCGCGAAAAUCUACACGCGGUAGUACCAGUAGACGGUCGGUUCUACUGGUAUAAGAAAUGACUACGGACAUCAGCAUCGUGAGGUGGGACCCCACUUUGCCGCAACAGAUCGAAGAAGAUUACGAAUAUGACGGCGGAAAUUCUUCGUCGAGACUAUUCGAACGGUCUCGCAUAAAAGCUCUAGCCGACGAGAGGGAGAGCGUGCAAAAGAAAACCUUCCAGAAAUGGGUGAACUCGCACCUGGUGCGUGUCAACUCGCGUAUCGUCGACCUCUACACCGACAUGCGCGACGGCAAGAACCUAAUCAAGCUGCUGGAGGUGUUGUCGGGCGAGCGGCUACCCCGUCCCACCAAAGGCAAAAUGCGUAUCCACUGCCUCGAGAACGUCGACAAGGCGUUGCAAUUCCUUAAGGAACAGCGCGUCCACCUGGAGAAUAUGGGCUCGCACGACAUCGUCGACGGCAACCCCCGUCUCUCUCUCGGCCUCAUCUGGACCAUAAUCCUCCGCUUCCAAAUUCAAGACAUCACAAUCGAGGAGACCGACAAUCAGGAAACGAAAUCUGCCAAGGACGCAUUGCUCCUCUGGUGUCAGAUGAAAACCGCCGGUUACAAUAACGUCAACGUGAGGAAUUUUUCCACGUCGUGGCGCGAUGGGCUCGCCUUCAACGCCCUGAUCCACAAGCACCGCCCUGAUCUGAUACAGUUCGAGAAACUUUCCAAAUCGAAUCCCAUGCACAACCUGAACAACGCUUUUAACGUUGCCGAAGACAAAUUGGGUCUCACGAAACUCCUCGACGCGGAAGAUGUCUUCGUCGAGCAACCGGACGAAAAAUCCAUUAUCACUUACGUCGUCACAUACUACCAUUACUUCAGCAAAAUGAAACAGGAAACAGUGCAGGGCAAGCGUAUCGGUAAAGUCGUCGGAAUAGCUAUGGACAACGAGCGCAUGAUCAGAGAGUAUGAAUCGCUGACGAGCGAUCUUCUUGCCUGGAUCGAGGCGACGAUCCGCGCUCUCGGCGAGCGACAGUUCGCCAACAGUCUCGCGGGUGUGCAGCAGCAACUCGGCCAGUUCAAUAAUUACCGAACGGUCGAAAAACCGCCGAAAUUUGUUGAGAAAGGUAACCUCGAAAUACUCCUUUUUACGCUCCAAUCGAAGAUGAGGGCGAACAAUCAACGUCCAUAUACGCCCAAGGAAGGCAAAAUGAUAUCGGAUAUUAACAAGGCGUGGGAGAGGCUCGAGAAGGCGGAACACGAACGUGAACUCGCUCUCCGCGAAGAGCUGAUCCGCCAGGAGAAGCUCGAGCAGUUGGCGGCGAGAUUUAACCGUAAGGCGAGCAUGCGCGAGACGUGGCUCAGCGAAAACCAGCGGCUCGUUUCUCAGGACAAUUUCGGACAGGAUUUGGCGGCGGUCGAAGCCGCAGCGAAGAAACACGAAGCCAUAGAAACAGACAUAUUCGCGUACGAGGAACGCGUUCAAGCGGUCGUGUCGGUUGCCGCGGAAUUGGAAACCGAAAACUACCACGAUAUGGAGCGCAUUAACGCGCGCAAAGACAACGUCCUCCGCCUCUGGAAUUACCUGCUGGAAUUGCUUAGAGCUCGUAGGAAUAGGUUAGACUUGUCAUUGCAGCUGCAACAGAACUUCCAAGAGAUGUUGCACAUACUGGACGCAAUGGAGGAAUUGAAGGCGCGCUUGCUGGUCGACGAUUUCGGCAAGCACUUGAUGGGCGUCGAAGACCUUCUCCAGAAGCAUAAUCUACUCGAGGCGGACAUCAAUAUACUCGGCGAUAGGGUCAAAGCGGUCGCCGGUCAGUCUCAACGUUUCGUCGAUGUCGAGAAUGAGGAGGGUUACAGACCGUGCGAUCCUGCUUUAGUGUUGGACCGCGUGCAGCAGCUUGAGGAAGCGUACGCGCAGCUCGUUAAGCUCGCGGUAGAACGCAGGUCGCGACUCGAGGAGAGCAAGAAACUGUGGCAGUUCUAUUGGGACAUGGCCGACGAGGACAACUGGAUCAAAGAAAAGGAACAGAUCGUGUCCACGUCUGACGUCGGUCACGAUCUGACCACCGUCAACCUGUUGCUGAGCAAGCACAAGAUAUUGGAGAACGAGCUGUCUGCUCACGAGCCACAGCUCGAAGAAGCGCUUAGCGUAGGCGAGGAACUUGUCGCUUCCGGACACUUUGGCGCGGAAAAGAUCCAAGAGCGAUUGAACGAGAUCCGCGACGCGUGGAAACAUUUGCUUGACCUCGCUGCUUACCGUCGCAAACGUCUCGAGGAAGCUGUCGACUACCAUCAGCUAUUCGCCGACGCCGACGAUGUCGACAUCUGGAUGCUCGAUACGUUGCGUCUGGUCUCAAGCGAGGACGUCGGUCGCGACGAGGGUAACGCGCAGUCGCUCCUCAAAAAACACAAAGACGUAACCGAUGAGCUUAAGAAUUACGCGAGCGUCAUCGAAAGCCUGCACCAGCAGGCGGAGCAGCUCGGUCCAGAAGUGGCGACCUCGCCGGAAGUCGCACAGAGACUCGCCUCGAUCGAUAAUCGAUACAAAGAACUGCUCGAGCUCGCGAAGCUGCGCAAACAACGUCUCCUGGACGCGCUCUCUCUCUACAAACUGUUAUCGGAGAGCGAUGGCGUCGAGCAAUGGAUCAGCGAGAAGGACCGCAUGCUGCAGACAAUGAUACCGGCGCGCGAUAUCGAAGACGUCGAAAUCAUGAAGCAUCGCUACGACGGCUUCGAGAAGGAGAUGAACGCUAACGCGUCCCGUGUCGCCGUAGUCAACCAGUUGGCGCGGCAACUGCUCCACGUUGAGCAUCCUAAUUCGGAGCAGAUCACUGCCAGGCAGAACCAGCUCAACCAGAAAUGGGCGGAAUUGAGGGAAAAAGCGGAAGCGAAACGCGAGGAAUUGAACUCCGCGCACGGCGUCCAAACUUUCCACAUCGAGUGCCGCGAAACGACCACCUGGAUCGAGGACAAGGUGCGCAUACUCCAGGAAACCGACAGCCUCGAGAUGGACCUGACGGGAAUAAUGACAUUGCAACGCCGCUUGUCCGGUAUGGAACGAGACUUAGCCGCGAUCCAAGCGAAACUCAACUCGCUGCAGUCAGAGGCGGACGGAAUCGAGGGCGAGCAUCCGGAAGAGGCGGCCGUCAUCAGGGAGCGCAUAGUGCAGAUUCAGGUGAUUUGGGAACGGCUGACGCAGAUGUUGAAGGAGCGCGACGCAAAACUCGAGGAAGCCGGCGAUUUGCACCGCUUCCUGCGCGAUCUCGACCACUUCCAGACGUGGCUGACAAAAACCCAGACGGAUAUCGCCUCCGAAGACACGCCCAGCAACCUGCCGGAGGCGGAGAAACUCCUUUCCCAGCACCAAGCCAUUAAAGAAGAGAUCGACAAUUACACGGACGAUUACACGAAGAUGAUGGAGUACGGCGAAAAGAUCACGGCCGAUCCGGGCACCCAGGACGAUCCUCAGUACAUGUUCCUUCGGGAGCGGCUCAAAGCUCUGAAGGACGGAUGGGCGGAGAUCCACCAGAUGUGGGACAACAGGCAGCAUCUCCUCUCGCAGUCGCUCAGCCUGCAGCUGCUUGAGAAGGACGCGCGUCAAGCUGAAGUCGUUCUUAACCAGCAAGAACACACUCUCAGCAAGGAUGAGUCCCCCACUACGCUCGAACAGGCCGAGAAUCUGCUCAAGCGCCACGAGGCUUUUCUCGCGACAAUGGAAGCGAACGACGACAAAGUCAACGGCGUCGUUGAGUUUUCGAGACGGCUGUGUGACGAGAAUCAUUUUGCCGGCGACAAGAUCGGACGUCGGGCCGACAACCUCGACGAGCGACGAUUGGCGAAUAAGGAACGCGCACAGGCGCUGUUCGAACGUCUACGCGAUCAGCUCGAACUCCACCAGUUCCUCCGGGACUGUGACGAAUUGGGCGAAUGGAUCCAAGAGAAACACAUCACCGCUCAGGACGAGACGUACCGUUCGGCCAAGACUGUCCACUCAAAAUGGACCAGACAUCAAGCGUUCGAAGCAGAGAUCGCCGCUAACAAAGAGCGCUUGCUCAAUUUGCAAAAAGCCGGUGACGAACUCGCGAAAGAGAAACCCGAAUACGCGAACCUUAUUCGGCCGAAGAUCGAUGAGUUGGCCGAUCAGUUCGAUGUGCUCGAACAGACGACCAAGGAGAAGGGCGAGCGCCUAUUUGACGCGAAUCGUGAAGUGCUCAUCCAUCAGACUUGCGACGAUAUCGACUCGUGGAUGAACGAUCUAGAGAAACAGAUCGAGAGCGACGACACAGGCAGUGACCUCGCAUCCGUCAACAUCCUCAUGCAAAAGCAGCAGAUGAUCGAGACCCAGAUGGCGGUGAAGGCGCAGCAGGUCCACGAGCUAGAGAAACAGACGAAGCACCUCGAGACUGCUGCUCCCGACAAAGACAUCAACGAGAUCAAGGUGAAAAAGUCGCGGGUCGAGGAACGCUUCCAGUUAAUCAAGCAGCCGCUGCUUGAACGGCAACGCGUGCUCGAGAAGAAAAAGGAGGCAUUGCAAUUCAGGCGCGAUGUCGAGGACGAGUUGCUUUGGGUCGCGGAGAAGAUGCCGCAGGCGACGUCCGUGGAAUACGGCAACAACCUGUUCCAGGUGCAUGUACUCGAAAAGAAGAACCACUCGCUCCAAACGGAAGUGGACAAUCACGAGCCGCGCAUUAACACUGUAUGCAACAACGGUCAAAAGUUGAUCGACGAGGGUCACGAGGACGCGAGCGAGUUCGCGCGUCUCAUCGGUGAACUGCACAAGGCGUGGCAAGAGCUGAAGGACGCGAUCGAGAAGCGACGCGAGAAUCUAUUGCGCAACGAGCGCGCCCAGCAGUACCUGUUCGACGCGAACGAAGCCGAGAGCUGGAUGAGCGAGCAAGAACUCUAUAUGAUGGUGGAGGACCGCGGCAAGGACGAAACUUCGGCCAGAAAUUUUAUGAAGAAACACGAGGGUCUCGAGGCGGCGGUCGAAGCUUACGCGGACACGAUCAGGAGCUUGGGAGAGACGGUUAAAGCUUUGGCGGCCGAAGGACAUCCGCUUGCCGAACAGGUGGCCGUCAAGCAGUCGCAGCUCGACAAGUUGUAUGCGGGACUUAAGGAUUUGGCGCAGGAGCGACGGGCCAAGUUGGACGAGGCUCUCCAACUUUUCCUCCUCAAUCGAGACGUUGGCGAUUUGGAACAGUGGAUCGCCGAUAGGGAGGUAGUGGCUUCGUCGCACGAACUCGGUCAGGACUACGAUCACGUCACGCUGCUGUGGGAACGGUUCAAAGAGUUCGCCCACGAUACCGAGGCGAUCGGAAGCGAACGAGUCGCUGGCGUGAACGAUAUCGCCGAUCAGCUAAUCGCUGCCGGACACUCCGACUCUGCCACCAUAGCCGAAUGGAAGGACGGACUUAACGAGGCGUGGCAGGACCUGCUGGAAUUGAUCGAGACCCGUACUCAAAUGCUCGCCGCCUCGAGGGAAUUGCACAAGUUCUUCCACGAUUGCAAGGACAUCCUCGGUCGUAUUUUGGAGAAGCAGGUCGCCAUGUCGGACGAGUUGGGUCGCGACGCCGGUUCCGUAUCGACGUUGCAACGCAAACACCAAAACUUUAUGCAAGACCUGCAGACGUUGCAGUUACAAGUGCAGCAGAUCCAGGAGGAGUCGGCGAAACUGCAGGCCAGCUACGCUGGGGACCGGGCUAAAGAGAUCACGAACAGGGAACAGGAGGUGGUGGCCGCGUGGGCUAACCUUCAGGUCGCGUGCGACCAGAGGCGGGGCAAGUUGGCCGACACCGGCGAUCUGUUCAAGUUCUUCAACCUGGUCAGGACGCUGAUGCAAUGGAUGGACGACGUCGUCAGGCAAAUGAACACCAGCGAGAAACCGAGGGACGUCAGCGGCGUCGAACUACUGAUGAACAACCAUCAGAGCCUGAAGGCGGAGAUCGACGCGAGGGAGGAUAACUUUGCCGCGUGUAUAUCCCUCGGCAAGGAGUUGCUGAGUCGUAACCAUUACGCGAGCGCCGAGAUCAAGGAAAAACUGGUGACGCUGAGCAAUCACAGGCAGUCGGUACUGCAACGGUGGGAAGAAAGAUGGGAAAACCUGCAACUGAUCCUGGAAGUGUACCAGUUCGCUAGGGACGCCGCGGUCGCGGAGGCGUGGUUGAUUGCGCAGGAACCGUACCUGAUGAGUACCGAGCUGGGUCACACAAUCGACGACGUCGAGAACUUGAUCAAGAAACAUGAGGCAUUCGAAAAGUCAGCGGCCGCGCAGGAGGAGAGGUUCAGCGCGCUGGAACGUCUCACGACGUUCGAGCUGCGAGAGAUGAAGCGUCGUCAAGAGUUGGCGGAGGCCGAGGAGAGGGCGAGACGCGAGCGCGAAGAAGCCGAACGAUUGGCCGCGAUCGAGGCGGCCAAACCGAAAGAACCCGAGCAGGUGACGAGCGACAGACCCGACUCGGGAGGCAUUUCCGUCGAGGAACGACCGGUGCAUGGACAACAGCGACGGCCGCAGACCUUGCCCGCAGCAUCGGGCGCUGAGAUAAGUCCCCGACAGCAGAGUCCGGGGUCGCAGACACUGACGCGAUCGGCCGAGAAGGCGAAGCGGAAAGAUCGGUCGCGUAGUAAGUCGCCGUUUAGGAGUUUCCGGUGGAAAAAGGGCGCAUCAAAGUCAUCGUCCGGCGCCCACAGCGACGACGAGGGCAUACAUUCCGCCUCGGCCCAAGAACGCGGCAGUCCGGACGAGGAGGAAGGUUUCGAGGGUGUCUUGGUUCGCAAACACGAAUGGGAGAACACUACCGUGAAAGCGACGAACCGAUCGUGGGAUAAAGUCUAUGCGGUACUUCGUGGCAGCCAGCUCUCCUUUUACAAGGAAGCGAAGCAGGCGAAGACGACGCCUGACCAGAGAUACAAGGGCGAGGCGCCAUUGCAGCUGCACGGCGCGAACGCAUCGAUCGCUUCCGAUUACAAAAAGAAGAAGCACGUGUUCAGGCUAAAGCUGGAGAACGGCGGCGACUUUCUAUUCCAGGCGCACGACGACGCCGAAAUGAACGCGUGGAUCAGCCGCAUCAAUUCGCACGCCGACGUCACCGCGUCCGGUCCGUCGAGGUCGCAGACGUUGCCCGCGUCUGCGCAAAAGGAAGACUCCAAACGGCGCAGCUUUUUCACCCUUAAGAAAACCUAAGAUAAGUGGCUUUCCUAAUCUCCUCCCGUGAAAGCUUUAUCGCCUCAUUUUGGAUGGAGGAGUCUGUUCUUUGCCCAUUUUUCGUAUUAGAGCGUAUGAUUAUAUUUUUCCUUGUAGAUUGCACAUUAUAGUAAUAAUUUAAAUGUAAUAUACUUGGAGUUUCAAAACAAAAAAGAAUUAUUAUCGAUCGGAGUGUAAGAGGGACGGACUCCAUACAACCAGUGUUGACUAUAUGUAUUUAUUAAAAUGGAAAACAGUAAAAUGCUUUGGCGACCAUGUUGAACACUCUUAUCGAAUGUAUUAACCCUGACUGCAAAGUGGGGGGACUUAAAAAAAAAUUAACGCGUUUUAUUUCUUUGGACGGUGACACCUAUUCGUUUUUUUUUUGUGUGUUAUGUAUUUUUUAAAUUUUCUAUUUUUCGUUGCAGUAAUUAAUAUUAAUAUAUUAUUAUUACGAUUGGUUUAUAAUGAAAGUUUUUGCUUAGCAGGUCGGCCACGAGCUGAGCGGUUUAUAUAUUUUCGUAUUUGUAUUUUGUAGAAUUUUUGUCUAUUUUACAUUCAAAAAUUUGUGCUUCUGAAUAUAAACUAUAUACAUAUAUAUAUAUUAAAAUAUUGUUUUUAGUA